Ectocarpus sp. CCAP 1310/34 is the source of this 1049-nucleotide messenger RNA. The record is from the annotation of a GenBank genome assembly. NCBI's taxonomy places the organism in Eukaryota, Phaeophyceae, Ectocarpales, Ectocarpaceae.
AUGUUGGCGCUUAUUAUGCCGUCUAUGAGCGAUUCAAAGAAAGACAGAACUAGUAAAACCAAUCACUACUCGUUGAGGUACCUUACGUUGCUUAACCAGCGGAGGGGGGAAAGUCGCGAGGUAUGCUUUGCGUAGUGCCUGGAACGCUAAAUGCACAUCCUCUGUGAUACCCACCUGCCCUACAUACCUAAUCAUGCGCAGAAUGUUUUUUGGUGCUACGCUUUGAUGUAGGCAUCGACUUUAUAAGGCUUGACUGAAUCAGCUUGGCAAGGUACUGUAUUCGCUUCGUUUCCAGUCACGGGACCGGAACAUCCUCUGCUGGCAACCCCCAUUCGUUGUAGUCUUGCGUGCUUCGUGUCUAGACCGUUUGAUCGGUCGCGUACCACAACCAUUCGAAGGCAAACCUGGGCUAGGGGGGCAUGCAAUCUCUCUCUUGGUAUUGUAACCAUUUCUGACAGUGUCCAUGCAUGCAAUCCAGGAAUUCUCCCUCUGCCGCCAGUGUAGUAGUGUGCCAGACCUAUGGCCUUCCGGCAAGUAACGGGGGAGUGUGUCGAGCUCGAAAACCGCAAACUUAGUCCAAUCUAGGUCUAGUGUCCUGCCCAACCGAUCUCCGGUACCUAAAUGCCCCGUAAAUCUUGCAUACGGAUUAUCUACCGCGCGUCCAACAUAUUUCAGACCAUCCGACAAGUUCACAAUAGCAUAUAUGGCGACUAUGUUCUUGCGGAGGAGUGGUCUCCCAUUGUUGCUAUCUUCCCCGGAUGAGAUCCAUAUGGGGUAUGGCCUGCCACUCCGUUGGGGUUCGUAUGCACCAACAGGGAUGUUCCCUUUUGUCUUUUGCAGUGGCUAGCCAGGUGUCUCGUCUUCUCCAUAGCGAGUAGCAUUGUGGGUGGUUGCUUUCCGACGCCUGUUUCGAUCGCUCGAAAAUCAAGCGCAUUUUCCCGACCUUGGUGUUCGGGUCCCAUAUGUGAUUUGGUCGAGGUCGGUUUCUACCUCUACCUCGAUGUUUCCCCAUGGCAUUGGUUUCAGUAUCGUCGAUAAUAAAAUCUUGG